UAGCCCCAAGUAUUAGAAAAUUGCAAGCUGGGACAGAAAACCAACCGCUGGAGCUGGUCUUAGUGAAUACUGACUGACUGACUGUUAAGAAACAGUGCGUGAGAAAGAGAACGAGAGAGACAGCGCGCAACCUAUGGAAAAACUGAAGUCAAUAAUUCCGUUGAAGAUUAAGGGGGAAAUAAAACAAAGUACUGCAGAAGAUCUUGCUUCAACAUCUUCUUCCCUCCAUGAAUUCUUCGCUGAAUCACCCCUCUUUCACUCAAUGUUGCAGGACUUGACUAAUCCUCAACUGGGUCUUUGCGCCAAGAACAAAGAGGAUGCUUUAGAGUUGAAGUUCAAAGGAAAUGCUUGUUUUUCUUCUUGUGAUUAUUCCCAGGCUACGCGUUUCUAUUCUCAGGCUCUCCGUGUUGCUCCGAUGGAUGUUGACAAUGACAACAAGUUGGUUGCAACCUUGUACGUGAACCGGGCUUCUUCUUUUCAUAAAAUGAAUCUGUUGGUGGAGUCCCUACGAGACUGCAGCCGGGCCCUCUCAAUUAGUCCAAGAUAUGCAAAGGCUUGGUACAGAAGAGGCAAGGUCAAUACUUCUUUGUUAAAUUACGAAGAUGCAAUUUGCGAUCUAAAGGUAGCCUUAGACUUUGAAGGAACUUGCGGUGGAAAGAGACAGAUAGAAAAUGAUCUAAAGUUAAUAGCAGAACGGAAGAAGACUGAAAGUUCCUUUCGAGAGCUCACUGGGAAAGAGCAGCUUGUAAUUGACGAGCUACCUCAAGGAAAGCUGCAGUGUGUAUCUACUCCAACUAAAGGUAGGGGUAUGGCGUCAUUAUGUGAUAUGCCUCCAGCUUCUUUACUUCACAAGGAAGAGGCUUAUGCUGCGAUCAUAUCAAAGAGCUUCCGCGAUACACAUUGUCAUUUCUGUUUUAAUGAACUACCACAAGACAGUGUUCCCUGUACAUCAUGUUCAAUAUCAUUGUACUGCUCUGAGCAUUGCCAACUACAGGCUGGAGGACAGGUUUCUAGGAGUUAUUUAUCAAACAAAGAAACUGAACAUAUUCUUUCUGGUGAACUUCAAAAGUAUUUAUCAAAGGUGACUUUAGAAAGUCAUUUGGAUUCAGGCGUGGAGUUCUUCACUGAACAUGGACAUGAAUGUCAUGGUGUGAAUUGGCCUGUUGUGUUGCCAACUGAAGUGGUAUUGGCUGGUCGUAUUUUAGUGAAGUUGCUGGAACUAAAAGAGAAUUCGAAAGAUUUGGAUCUUUCUCAUAACUAUGUACAUCUCCCUCCAGAAAGCAAAGUGGAGUUGCAUGUAUACUCAAUCGUGCUACUUUACUGUCUUCACUCUUCGUCUAGAACUGGAUUAGAGCUGCGUGGAGCUAUUUUUGCAAAGGUUAUCAUCCUUAUCUCCCAAAUAAAGGUCAAUUCCAUGGCAAUUGUUCGUAUGAAAUAUGCUGAUAUGUGCCAUCCAGUAAAUCAUUCAGAAAAUCUGUCUUUGCCUGGAGAUACUUUGACAAGCAAUCUUGAGCAGGUGAGAGUUGGACAAGCAAUAUACUUAUCUGGCAGUCUUUUUAACCACUCCUGCAUGCCAAAUAUCCAUGCAUAUUUUAUUUCUCGUUCACUUCUGAUAAGAGCCACAGAAUUUGUGCUCACUGGGUGUCCAUUGGAGAUGUCUUAUGGCCCACAGGUGGGCCAAUGGGAUUACAGAAACCGACAACAAUUUCUACAAGAUAAUUAUUCCUUUAAAUGUCAAUGUAGUGGUUGUGAUAGUGUUAAUCUUCCAGAUCUUGUCUUCAAUGCAUUCCGCUGUGCUAAAAUGAAUUGCUCUGGUGUGGUUCUUGAUGACUGUAUGGUUGAGUACGAGAAACAUAAGUUCUCUAAUUUACAAGUGAUAGCUGAAGAUCACAGCAUGAAGCAUCAACGAGAGGUGGAUAAGUUGAUGAACGAUGAGAUAAAGAAGAUUGCUUGUCUCAUGUUCGAACAUAGUAAUCACUGCCCUGAGGUUCAGUCUGGAUGUUGCCUAAGAUGUGGUUCCGUUAAUGAUCUGAAGUCUCUGCAUGUAACUGCUGAUGAAUCUGAUAGAUAUAUACGAAGUUUGCAGGAAGCUGUUAUUUCAAAGCAGGUUUAUGCUGGUCUCCUCUCAAAUGCUUUGAGUUCUCUUAAAGAUCUGAAAUCAUCACUUCAUUCAUAUAACAAGAAACUUGCAAAGGCAGAGGAUAUUCUAGCUGAAGCGUUUUGUUCAGUCGGGGAGCUGCAACAGGCAAUUGACCACUGUACAGUAUCCGUUGAGAUUCUUAAGAAGCUUUACAGUCCUGGUCACAUUGCUCUAGGGAAUGAGCUCAUAAAGCUUUCGUCUCUUCAGCUAGCGUUAGGUAAUGCUGCUGCUGCAGAUACUGUAAAUCAGAUGGAUACCAUAUUCUCAAACUAUUAUGGGAGGCAUGCUGAGUUAAUGUUUCCAUAUCUGCAAAACCUCAAAAGGGAAGUUCACAAGCUCACUGAUAGAAGCAGAACGUGAUACUCCUACUUAUAUGCAAACCUCACCGAUGGAGGCAGAUCAUGAUACUUCUACUUCAUGUAAAUCAUGCAGUCUGCACAUUGGAAGCCCUGUCAUGAAUGUGUGAACAGAAGCCCCACUAUUAACUGUCAAGCAUUGGGGCACAAACAUGAUCAAUGUUAACUAAGGACCUCGUGGUAUGAUGAUAGAUUGUCACUGUCUGACAGCCAAACUUCCCAAAAAGUUGACAGUUUGCCUAGGUGGUCAGUUGAGCUACACCAAAGCCACAUACACUGAUACACCUUAACAUCCUUGACCUGCAUUAUGAUUUCAAGCUUUGCAGCAGGGCCAUGUCAGAUCUGAGAACUUCCUAUGCUUCUUUGGCAUUCAGUUUCUGCCUUUCUGGUGUGCUGUCAGAGGGGAUAACUUCGCUUACAUUAGAAUUUGUUGUGAUCUGGUCGGGCUUAUCAUGCUUCUGGUAUAUCUUUGGUGUGAGGUUAUAAUAGUCGAUAUCCCAAGUAUGCUAGCGUUCAUGGCAACGGUUGGUGUGCUUUUGGUUUGCAACAAGAUCUGCAUCGAGUAGCUGCUCCAGUAGUUGGCUUAAUAUUUAAUAGCUGGAGAUGCAGGAUUUAAACAAUUUUUUCACCAGAUUCAGUUUGUAAAUAUGCAAACCUGCUGUUUUGCAUUGAUCUUUUUGGGUUUUGUACUCCAUGCUUCAUUUGCUGAAGGAGUUCUUCUGGUAUCUUUUAAUUAACAGUUUAAUUCUCGAGUGAACUUAUGUUUAGCUAUUCUAUCUAGUGGCUUAGUGAUGUAAUAUCAAAUACACAUGUAAAAUAUCUUCUGUUAAAAAAUGCACUUUUCAUUA
Beta vulgaris subsp. vulgaris (sugar beet) is the source of this 3344-nucleotide messenger RNA. RefSeq names its product histone-lysine N-methyltransferase ASHR1. The coding region runs from base 134 to 2500 and encodes 788 amino acids. NCBI's taxonomy places the organism in Eukaryota, Viridiplantae, Streptophyta, Magnoliopsida, Caryophyllales, Amaranthaceae. Gene Ontology annotation, molecular function: protein binding. The record is from RefSeq and is a predicted model, not a curated record. The transcript is spliced from 17 exons.